Messenger RNA from Sodiomyces alkalinus F11, 939 nucleotides. Its product is annotated as DUF706-domain-containing protein. Gene Ontology annotation, cellular component: cytoplasm. NCBI's taxonomy places the organism in Eukaryota, Fungi, Ascomycota, Sordariomycetes, Glomerellales, Plectosphaerellaceae. The annotation marks the transcript as partial. Gene Ontology annotation, biological process: inositol catabolic process. Gene Ontology annotation, molecular function: inositol oxygenase activity; iron ion binding. The transcript has a single exon. The record is from RefSeq and is a predicted model, not a curated record.
GGCGGGCAGGCCCUCGAGGCGACGGAAGACCUCAUCGACGAAGUCAACAUGAUCAAAGGCAAGAAGCCCACGAUGAUGGCGAAGAAAUACCCACGAGCAGCUACCGAGACGGCCUCCCACCUGGAGUCCCGGUUCGACGCCGACAAGGACAAGACAAUGUUCCGGCAAUACACGGAAGCAUGCGAGCGAGUCAAGUCAUUCUACGCAGAGCAGCACCGAAAGCAAACCGUCGACUUCAACCUCGCAGCGCGGGAAAAGUUCGCCAUCGACGACACGUCGCCGCCGCGCGACGAGAUGACCAUCUGGGAAGCCAUGGAGAAGCUCAACACGCUGGUGGACGAGUCGGACCCGGACACGGAGCUGUCGCAGAUCCAGCACCUCCUGCAGACGGCCGAGGCGAUGCGACGCGACGGCAAGCCCCGCUGGAUGCAGGUCACGGGUCUGGUGCACGACCUGGGCAAGCUGCUCUACUUCUACGGCGCCGAGGGCCAGUGGGACGUCGUGGGCGACACGUUCCCCGUGGGGUGCGCCUUUGACGACCGCAUUGUCCUGCCCGAGACGUUCUCUGCCAACCCGGACGCGUCGCACCCGGUCUACUCGACCCAGUUUGGCAUGUACGCGCCUGGGUGCGGGGUUGCGAAGCUGCUUAUGAGCUGGGGACACGAUGAGUACAUGUACCAGGUGUGCGCGCGCCAGUCGCGGCUGCCGAGGGAGGCUCUGGCCAUGAUUCGGUACCAUUCUUUCUACGCGUGGCACCGCGAGGGGGCGUAUCACGAGUUUAUGCGCGAGGGCGACCAGGAGCUGCUGGAUGCUGUUCGGGCGUUUAACCCUUAUGAUCUGUACAGCAAAAGCGACGAUGCGCCUACUGUGGAGGAACUGAAGCCGCAUUACCUUGAGUUGAUUGAUGAGUUUUUCCCUCAAAGGGUUAUUAGGUGGUGA